AAUCAAUCCUACCAACAAUGGACUACACAAGAACAAACACACCAGCAUCGGUGUCCCAAGAGACGAGACACAUCGGCAACCAGCUUUAAUGCACGCCAAAAACGAAGGCAGCGGAGCACGUCGGAUGAUGAGAUCAGUCUACAACAGACAGGGCCUAGUGAACCCAGUUCUUCCACCUCAAGUGUACCCCCAGGGACACCAAUAUCUUCUCUGGAUAUCAAGGACGACAUCACUAACCUAUAUGAAUGCAUCAGGAAACUCUCUGAUACAUAUACAGCUCUAGUGAAAGAUGAGGUCCAGGCGGUCACAGAGCGUGUUCAAUCUACGGAAGAAGUGGUGUCAGAGCUCAAAAGAGGCCUAACGACACUUGAAGAAAAUGUACAUAAAUUACAAUCCUCCAAUACAAACACCAACCUAAGAGUGGAUUCCCUCAAAGACAGAGGUCGGAGAAAGAAUCUGAAGAUCAAAGAGGUGUCUGAGGCAGUGUCCCUUGAAGAGCUCCCACACAUACUUAGAAGACUACUGGCAUCGGUGCUGCCCACCAAGCUGUCAAAAUCCAUCACUCUAGAUG
Messenger RNA from Pelobates cultripes (western spadefoot toad), 571 nucleotides. NCBI's taxonomy places the organism in Eukaryota, Metazoa, Chordata, Amphibia, Anura, Pelobatidae. The record is from the annotation of a GenBank genome assembly.